This is a messenger RNA of Meleagris gallopavo (turkey), 2181 nucleotides long. Lineage: Eukaryota; Metazoa; Chordata; Aves; Galliformes; Phasianidae. The record is from RefSeq and is a predicted model, not a curated record.
GUGAGCAUGGGUAUAAAGGUCAGUGGUGCAGCAGUCCUGUGAGCAGGGCCGGGCAGAAUUCCACUUCGCCCUUAAAUCCAUGCUUGGAGAAGCUCCAAGAGAAGAUCAGAUGAGCCCUGAGGAGAAAACGCACAGUAAAAGUUUGCUCUGAAUUCCCUUCUGGCUGCAUUUGGCGUGUAAUCGAGACAGCUGGCCAGCGGGACUGACAUCGAGGCGGAGAGCUGCAGCUGGAUGAGGGCAUCUGUGGGUGUACUCGAGUCCCUUGCUUCUCCCAGGACACCAUGGUGCACCGAGUGGCUGUCAUCGGGGCCGGGGCCAGUGGGCUGGUGGCCACCAAGUGCUGCCUGGAUGAGGGUUUGGAGCCCACCUGCUUCGAGAGAAGCGAGGACAUCGGGGGGCUGUGGCGCUUUGCAGACAACGCAGACUGCGGGAGGGUCAGCGUGUACCGCUCCAUCAUCAGCAACACCUCCAAGGAGAUGUCCUGCUUCAGUGACUUCCCCUUCCCGGAGGAUUUCCCCUCUUUCCUCCCUCACAGCCUCUUCUUGGAGUAUUUCCGCAUGUACGCUCGGCACUUCCAGCUCCUGAGGCACAUCCACUUCAAGACAACAGUUAUCAGUGUGAGGAAGCGCCCGGAUUUUGCCACCUCGGGCCAGUGGGAUGUGAUCACUGAGACAGAGGGCAUCCAGGAGUCACACAUUUUUGAUGCUGUCAUGGUCUGCGCAGGAAACUUUCAGAAGCCUCACCUGCCGUUGGCUUCUUUCCCAGGUAUUGAGACCCGCUUCAGAGGUCAGUACUUCCACAGCCUGGAAUACAAAGAUGCAGCUGCUUUCCAGGGAAAGCGGGUCCUUGUGGUUGGCAUUGGGAAUACCGCCUGUGAUAUUGCUGUGGAUAUGAGUCGUGUGGCUGCAAAGGUGUUUCUCAGUGCCAGGAGCAGCACAUGGGUGUUCAGCCGGGUGGCAAACCAUGGCUUCCCGUGGGACAUGCUCAACACCACACGCUUUAAUCACUUUCUCGAAUGGCUUCUCCCAUCAGCCAUCAUGAAAAGGAUCAAGAUUUGGAAGAUGAAUUCAUGGUUUAACCAUGAGAUCUACGGCUUGGCUUCUGCUAAAAGUUCCAGUUUUAAAUUCAUUAUCAAUGAAGAGUUACCAUUUUGCAUGCUCUCUGGAACCAUUGUGCUGAAAUCAAAUGUAAAGGAGUUCACUGAAACCUCAGCCAUUUUUGAAGAUGGAACAACUGAAGAGAACAUCGAUGUGGUGAUCUUUGCCACAGGCUACAACUUUUCAUUUUCCUUUCUUGAAGAGUCGAUUUGCAACCCACUCAAAAGUAAUCGUACCCUCUAUAAAUGUGUCUUCCCACCCCAACUGGAAAGGCCAACGCUAGCUGUCAUCGGUUUGAUCCAGCUGACUGGCUCUGUGAUGGUGGGAGCAGAAAUCCAGGCUCGCUGGGUGACAGGAGUCUUUGCAGGCGCAUGCAAACUCCCUCCCAGCAGCAAGAUGAUGGCUGAAGUCUCGAAAAACCAGCUGCCAGUCAAAAGGGAUGUGCCUGAGAAGCGGAACUCGAGGUUGAAUUUCAUUAGUUACACCAAUGAGAUUGCUUCGUGUGCCGGUGUGAAGCCCAGAGUGCUGCAGCUGCUCCUGACCGACCCUUGGCUGGCCCUGGCUGUCUUCUUCGGGCCCUGCACAUCUUACCAGUACCGCCUGAUGGGACGGGGGCAGUGGAGUGGGGCCAGGGCUGCCAUCUUGACGCAAUGGCAGCGGGUCUUGAAACCUUUGAGAACUCGGGUGUUGGAGGACAGUGCCUCCUCACACUCCUGGCGCUGGCUGGGCCUCCUCGCCCUGCCCACAGCACUGGUGGUAGGGUUCCUCCUCUCCAAAUGUCCCAAGGUGGGGUGGGCUCCCCGGGCACGACAUAUGUUCUAGAAGAGACCCUAUGAGGAUGGUGCCAUGCUAUGCCAACAGGGUGGUGUUUGUGGGUCCAGUGUGUGUGGGAUCUCACCCCUCUGUCCCUAUCUGUGGGUGAAAUGCAGCAGGACAGGACUGUGGGGAGGUUUGGGAUGAGGCUGAAGGGCACGGGCCUCCUCAGCACUGCGGAUUUGGGAACAGCAGUUGUGUUCAUAUGGAAACUUCUGGGAGAGGCUAGCUGGAAAUAAACCUCAGAGUGAGCUUCUAAUGGUGCUACGCA